Molecule: messenger RNA, 4505 nt
Organism: Oncorhynchus masou masou (cherry salmon)
Lineage: Eukaryota; Metazoa; Chordata; Actinopteri; Salmoniformes; Salmonidae
Product: leucine-rich repeat-containing protein 75A-like
Exons: 4
Coding region: 1317-2639 (440 amino acids)
Source: RefSeq, a predicted model, not a curated record
CCUAGCUAUAGUCCUUGCGAUAUCCUCUUAGCAGGACGCAUAUGUAGUGGGGAGCAGCCUGCCCAACCCAUUCUCAGUGCGAGGACUUGAGGAGAGAAGCGCUGUACACACCGCGUCGGCUCCUCCGACAGUGCGCAGUCUAUAUUCAGUCCCAACAAGAGACACCUUCAACCAGGUCCCGGACUCUACCUCGGCUACCGUCGAGGCCGUUCUAACAGGACAUGCCUCGAAGAGCGAAUCAUAGAAUAUAGGAACAACGAAGCCAAUAUCUUGCCAAGGAAAAGGUUGACAUCACGUGUGAAUGAUUUGGAGAGGCAGAGGUGACUAAACAAACGGAGCAGAUAAAGAUGUAAACAUUACCAUGUCCUGUCUCCAUCGCCAUCACCACAUACGUUUAGCUUCCCCUUCUUUUUCUGCACAGACGCAGAAUGCGUGGAAUUAUUGAUUAAAAGGGAAGAGGAAUCCAAUGUGGACGGGAGGAGAGGAUGCACUCGCAACACUGACAGUCACGUCAAUUUAGUAGCGGCCCUUCAGAUGAUAACUGUUUAUAUUUGAAGGACAGAAAUGAAAGUCGUCUCCAGGAUAGCGCUGUGAGCGAGUGCAUCCGACCAGGAGUUUGCUGGCGAUCUGCGGGACUGCUGCUCCCCGUAUUUGCGGCCAUGCUGCGGGAAUCAUCCUCCGAGCUCUUCCCGACUUGAGGGGCUUUUACCAGUCGAUUGUUAAAACAGUGCAGUCGUUAAAAUGAUUUCGUUGUCUAGAAGACGGAUAACCCCGAGGCUUUUUUGCAACGUUUGUUUCAUAUUUUGCUAAAAAAAAACCUGCGCAGAGAGAGCUGAUCAUAUUUCACUUAGCUCUUUAGCUCUGACAUUUUUAUCCUAACAAAAUUAUGUGGAAAACAUUUAAUUAUUUAUAGGCUAUGUUCCGCGAAUUGCAUAACAAAAGUUUUGGGUUGUGUCCCGGGUUGAGUGCGUGUCUGUUUGUGUUUAUAGUAGCACACGUAGCAGCCAAUUCGCUCAAGUUUAUUGUGCGAGUUAGACAUUUUAUUCAAAUCUGAACGCAUGUGUUGGAGGUUGUUUCCCCAACUGGUAUUGCACUCUUAACAGCUGGACAGUGCACCAUUCACUAGAGGACAGGUGUGUUGUCCAACUGGUCAGGUGGGGAACGAACCCAGAGGUCCUACCCACUUUAAGGCCUCUUGACUUCGUGUACAAGGUUUUAAUGUUUAGUUAAAAAGACAAAUAUUUUUAUGCAAGUCAGCCUUGCAUGACUGCCUGGGGGAGCAAGUCAUUUCUUACAGCAGAUUCUAACAUCCAAACAUGGGCACCAAACAGACCAAAGGUGUUGGGGGCCAAGAGGCUGGGCCCAGCCCACAGCACGGGUGGAAACGGACCCCUACCAAGGAGAGGGGUGACCUCUUCACCUCCUUCAUGUUGAGGUCAGGGGACCGGCUGAGUCGUGGAGGGUCCCCUCCGCCCUACCAGCGCCGGAUAGGCAUGAUCCAGGAGAUGAUGCUGAUGGCCAAGCAAGGCAAACAGGACAAGGCCACAGAGAUGCUGCAGACACUCCGGCAGGACUUGGGGAUGGAGUCCACGUCUCUGGAUGACGUGCUGUACCGCUACGCCAGCUUCAGGAACCUGGUGGACCCCAUCACCCACGACCUCGUCAUCAGCCUGGCCAGAUACAUCCAGUGCCCCCCCAAGACAGGCCCGGGGGAAGAUUCUCUGGGUGCCAUGGAGAAGGUGUGUCGCCAGCUGACCUAUCACCUGAGCCCACACUCACAGUGGAGAAGGCAGGGCAUACUGAAGAGGAAGCCGCAGGCAUGUCUCAAGGUGAUGCUGUCGACGCCUCCCUCUAACGGGGCGCUGGACCUUUCGGGGAUCCCCUUGACGGUGCGUGACAUGGAGCGCCUGUGUGCCUACCUGCAGCGCCACGCGCCCAUCAUCUGCAGCCUGGAGCUGGGCUUCACCGAGCUCACCGACGACGCCUUCCUCCUCCUCCUGCCCACGCUGGGUGCGCUGCCCCGGCUGGAGACCCUGGCCCUCAACGGCAACCGGCUGACCCGUGCCGUCCUCAAGGAGCUGACGGACAGCCUUAAGGACCCGGCCAGCUUCCCCAGUGUCACGUGGAUCGACCUGGGCAACAACGUGGACAUCUUCUCCCUGCCCCAGCCUUUCCUGGUGAGUCUGAGGAAGCGCUGCCCCAAGCAGGGCAACCUGCCCACCAUCCUGGAGUUUGGUGAGAGCCAGGCCAGCGAGCCCGAGGGGAGGGUGGGGGAUGAUGACGAUGACAGGGAUGACAUCAACAGGACAGAGAGCAUGGAUGAGCUGAGGUCGGAGGUGGAGAUGGACGGAGAGACGGAGAUUGAGGAGAUGAUGGAAGAGUUGUUGGACUUUGACCUGGAGGUGCAGGGGAAGGAGGACGAGAUCGAGGACAGCAUGUGGACAAUGGAAGAGCAGAGGAGGGAGGAGACACGGGGACAGGGAAUUAAGAAGAUGGCGGAGCUAGAGGAGGAAGACACACAGAGUCAGUCUUCCCACUUGUCGUGCUCCAGCCAAUCGCAGCAUUCUUCUGGAGUGGUUGAACUGAUGAAGGAGGAAGAAGGAGAGGAGGGGACUGAUCACUUAGACCCCCUGACCUGAGCAAGAACCCCGGUCCACUCUGCUUGGAACUUCCCCUCCCACGUUUUGUCUAGAAUGAGAAGAGAGCAGUACCAGCAAGCAGUGAACGUUCGUAUAACGUUAGGUAACAUUCUUGGAAUGCAUAGGUAACCGGAAAUUGUUUCCUGGGUUGGACAUCUGGGGGAGGGGCUCUGUCAUCUCAACCGACUGGAAUGGUUCCGGAAUAACCAACCGAUCUGGGUGGACUGUUCGUCCACGGAUGCACAGUUUAGGGAGAUGACAAUCCAGGUUGAAAGCGGACUUUUGUGAUAACUCUUAUUGUUGUUUCAUUAUGAAUUAGGAUUAUAAUCCUCUGUAGUAAAGAGUAAUAGAUAUAUUAUAUAUCAAAUGUAGAAAACAAAUAAACAUUUUCUAAUGUACAUGUGGCUAUGUCAUAUCUGGCACGUAUGAGAUAUUUCGUUCAGGUUUUACUCCCUGCUCACCCUGUCCUAUAGAUGGAUGAAUGCCUAUGUGCCUGUCACUUGUUCCCCUCUUGGUGGAGAGACUGUAUGUCAGAGAGAGAGACAGACAGAUGGCUGACGGAUGGAUGGAUAGACAAACAGACUGGAAUAAAGACAGAAGAAGAGUGGUAAUUCCCUCUGAUACUACAGUACGUCUGUCUCUCUAUCUCUCUGACCAGCACUCUCUUCACCAAUCCGACCUACCCAGUAUUUUUUUUAUGCAUAUGCAUGCUCCAGUGUGUCGAUUUCCGAUGUGAUCUGAGUGCAGCGAGAGUACCUUUUAAACAAGUGCUAUUGGCGGAAAGAAUUGAUGGAAACCAAAAAAAAAGAUUGGUUGUAAGGCGGGUUAAAAGAUGCUGACUAUAAGGCUCAUGAUUGUAAAGCAUGUGAGGGAGGAGUCUGUUACUGUGACGAAAAGCACUGUUUAGGCUAAGGAAAAGGGCAUAGGUGCUACGGUGACAGGCGCUACGGCGACAGGAGCUAUAACAACCCAUCUUCAGCAGCCUCACUUGUUCCCUUUAUCCCUGCCAGUCAUGUCGAGUGCACGUAUCACUUAUAACCGUUGUAUCAACACGUUUAAUGGGAUUUUGUUGUGUGGUUACGACAAUGCCAUCUAACAUGGACUGUCUCUAGGCUACGGCUAUAGAACAUUCCCUCAUUCUCAGUAAAUAUGUAGCUCUCGCACAGCGUAUGUUUCCCCAUUUGUAACAACGGUCUAAUAAAACGCUUUAAGAAUUAGGAUUAUGCGCUUCAUCUCCUUUGUUAAUUGUGUAUGUGAGGUACCUUAUGCCUUUAAGGGUUAUGUGUUUGGGUCCAGAUAUUCAAUGUCAGUUCUCAGAAGUGUAAUUCCUCAAAACUAUUAUCAUCCCCCAAACAGAUAGACAUUUGUGCUGAUAAUGUGGUUACUAUACUGUAAAUGAGAAGAGUGUGUAUUCUGUUCACCCGGGCUACUCCUAUCUGAGACAUGUCUUAUUCAUUCAAGUCUUUCUUAUUUCAGGGAGAGUCCAGUUGAACACAACGUUGUGUGUAUGUGGGCCUGUAGGAGAGGUCAUAGACGAGUUCACUGUCUGUGUUCCACUGUGUCUCCGAUGAAUAUCUCUGUGCGAGUGCUUUGUCUGUCGGGGUGCCGUCUCUUGUGUCUCGGUGGCUGGUUUUGGGAGUACAGACUCAACUGCUUCCUUAGGCCCCCCAGACGGUGUGUAACAGUCACCAGAGACACUGCUAACAGUGAUUAGAAUUGGAAGACGUUUCUCUGGAACUCAGUACAUAUUAUCUGUCAUACUGAGGAGAUGUGAUAAUGCAGUUUCUUUGUAUACUACCUGUAAAACCUUUUAGAACAUCUACUCAUUCAAGUUUAUUUUGUGACUAUUGUCUACAUUGCAGAAUA